This is a messenger RNA of Hipposideros armiger (great roundleaf bat), 1184 nucleotides long. RefSeq names its product 15 kDa protein B-like. The record is from RefSeq and is a predicted model, not a curated record. Gene Ontology annotation, biological process: defense response. Gene Ontology annotation, molecular function: cysteine-type endopeptidase inhibitor activity. The transcript has 4 exons. Gene Ontology annotation, cellular component: extracellular region. NCBI's taxonomy places the organism in Eukaryota, Metazoa, Chordata, Mammalia, Chiroptera, Hipposideridae. Bases 73 to 579 code for a protein of 168 amino acids.
AAGCCCUUGGGCAAGGCAGUCUGAGUAACACCUAAAAGGGGCUGCCACUGACAGUGGAGCAGAGAAGGGACAAUGGCAGGGGUCUGGAGGGCACUCGUGCUGGUGGUAGGCUUGGCAGCAAUGGCCUGUGUGGCCCAACGCAGUGCAAGCUAUGAAGAGAUUGUCACGGAGGCCUUGCAGAUCUUCAAUCAUGGACAACGAGGACAGCCUCUCUUUGGCCUGCUGGAAGCCCUCCCACCGCCUAGUUCGAGCUCCACCACCAAGACAUUGCUCAACUUCAGGAUUAAAGAGACGGUGUGCCUUUCAGAGGGCCAGCAGAGACAACCCCAAGAAUGUGCCUUCAAAGAGGGCGGAGAAGAGCGGAACUGCACUGGUGUCUUCGCCAUCCGGCAGCAUUACCGCAUCCUGUUGGUCAACUGCCGCCCGCGCCAGCCAGAGGUCCUCCGCAAGAAACGUUCUGCUGGGUCCUCGGAGGCAGCCGCUUCGGAGGUCGACACAUCUAAGCUGCCACCUGUGGUCAGAGACAUGUAUGAGAAAGCCAAAUACGACAUCAUCGCCAACAUCCUGAGAAAUUUCUAGGGCUGGAGAAGGGAAAGGAGGCUCUGUAUCCCCACCACGACCCCCUCUUCCCACCUGCCCACCCCCUCUGCUGCCCUCAGCACCCCCUUUCUACAGAGUCGGAGCCCAUCCACACUCCUCUGCCUUUGCACACCUGCUUCCCUCUGUCUGGAUUCCUGCCCAUCCUGUGUCUUGGUAAAUCCUACUCAUUCUUCAAAGCACAGCUCCAAAGUCACCUCCUCCAUGAAGCCUCCCUGCUUGCUCUGUCCUGGGCAGAAGUCUCUUUCCCAUCAGUGAGGGUGAUGGGAAUGAUGACCUCAUCUGAGCAUUUACCACCCUCAAACCAUACUGGCACUAGCUGCUGUGCCCCUGGCCAGACAGCACUGUGUCUGCUCACAGCUGGGCCUUCCCAAGCCAGCUGCAGGUGACUGUGGAAUGACUUUCCCAUCCAGGCACUCCUAGAAUCCUGGGAGGGCAGUUCCUUUUGUACAGGACCCUGAGCACCCCUGCUCCCUGCCCAGUCACUAUGACAACUAAAUGUCCCUUCCAGGAACCUCCAAGGGGGUCAGUCUGCUCCCUGGUGAGAACCACAGGAGAGAGUCUCAAUAAAAUGUUUCUGAAAUAAA